Messenger RNA from Leptosomus discolor (cuckoo roller), 1594 nucleotides. NCBI's taxonomy places the organism in Eukaryota, Metazoa, Chordata, Aves, Leptosomiformes, Leptosomidae. The record is from RefSeq and is a predicted model, not a curated record.
GGUGCAAAGCGAUCCCCGCCGUGUCUGCGGGGAGACCAGCUGCGAGUGACCCAGCGGUUUCAGCUGGCCUUUAGGGAGCGCUGCUCCAGCGUGCCGCGGGCUUUCCUGCUCGCUUGUGUUCCGCGAGUGCCUCUUACUGGGUUGUUCGGAUGCGUUGAUGGAAUUGGUAUUUUUUCUGGACUGUUGUUUUCUUUCCCCUGCCAGGGUGAGACCACGGAUUUUGAGUUGUUGAAGCAUCAGCUGUCAGAUCCAGACAUAAAGGAUGCCCAGAUCAUUAAUUGGCUGCAUGAAUUUCGAGCUUCUGUUGCAUAUUUGACCAAAGAGCUUGAACAGCUGGUCAGCGUUUUGCUGAAGGUGCCAUGGUUGAGCAGAAGCCGAGAGGUAGUGGAAGAAUAUCUGGGUUUUCUUGGCAAUCUAGUGUCAGCACAAACUGUCCAUCUUAGGCCAUGCCUCCGGAUGAUUGUAUCACACUUUGUCCCCCCUCGAAUAACCAUCAGAGAAGAUGAUGUGGAUAUUUCGGAUUCUGAUGAUGAUGAUGAAAACCUUUCUGAAAACUUUAAUACAUGCCAUAGAGCAUUGCAAACUGUUGCAAGAUAUGUUCCUUCGACACCACAAUUUCUCAUGCCGAUACUUGUGGAAAACUUUCCUUUCAUUAAUAAAUCAGAAAGAACCUUGGAAUGUUAUGUUCAUAACCUGCUACGAGUUACGGUGUACCUUCCAGCUCUGAGGCUUCAAAUUCUGGAGCUUAUUAUUGAAAAGCUGUUAAAGUUGGAUGUUAGUACUCCACAGCAAGAUAUUGAAGAUGCUGAAGAAACUGCUAAUAACUCUGACAGUGAGGAAAAAUCUACAGAGGAGGGACUUUUUGACAUGGAGGAAGAUGAAGAAAGAAAAGGAAACAAAGUUGUCUCUUCCAGUAGUGAGAGAAUGGCCCAUCCACUUGCAGAGCGCCUUGAUAUUUUAAUGACCAUCCUGUUCUCCUAUAUUAAAGAUGUUUGCCACGUAGAUGGCAAGCUUGAUAUGAGCAACACAAAGGAUUUAUAUCGGGAUCUGGUUUCUGUUUUUGACAAGCUCAUUUUACCAACCCAUGCUUCAUGUCAUGUACAGUAUUUCAUGUUUUACAUCUGUAGCUUUAAAUUGGGGUUGGCCGAGGCAUUUUUAGACCAUCUUUGGAAAAAACUGCAUGAUCCAAACAAUCCUUCAGUGAUCAGGCAGACUGCUGGGAGUUACAUUGGCAGCUUCUUGGCAAGAGCUAAAUUUAUUCCAGUUGUUACAGUAAAAGCAUGCCUGGAUCUUCUGGUGAACUGGAUGCAUAAAUACAUUGAUAAUCAGGAUACAGGGACUAAUGCUUACUGUGAUGUAGCUCUCCACGGGCCAUUUUAUUCUACGUGUCAGGCAGUGUUCUAUACGCUUAUUUUCCGUCAUAAGCAACUUUUGGAUGGAAACUUAAGGAAAGGUCUGUCAUAUCUGCAGAGUUUAAAUUUUGAGCGUAUUGUCAUGUGUCAGCUAAACCCCCUGAAGAUUUGUAUACCAUCUGUUGUGAACUUGUUUGCUGCCAUUACCAGGUACCUACUCAUUUACCUAGUCAUUUAUUUCA